AUGGCCGCGGCCCUCCGCCUCCUGCUCCGCCAGCCCGCGGCAGCGCGGACCUCUCCGAUGAUGCGCUCUCUGCUCCCCGCGCCGUACUCCAAGGCCGCCGCGGCGGCCGCCGCCAGCCUCCCCGAAGCGCCCGGUGCGCCCCUGCCGCCUCCCCGUUUGAGGGAGGUUACUCCAAGGAAGGCUCCUCCAACUCCAAAGGGUGAACCGCACUGCUGCAAAACUGUUCCAAGUACCAUGAAUGACAGUACAAAGUCGUUGCUGGAUAAACUGAAGGAUCUCAUAGAUCGUAAGAAGUCAUUGCAAGCCAUGAGAAAGAAUAUUGAUGAGCAUAUGGAGAAGUUACGGAAAGUGAACCAUGAUGGUAUAGUUGCUCGUAGUUUGCUUAGCAAACGGCUUGAUGACAACAGGGAACUUAUUGCCAAACUAAAAAAAUAUGCGAGAUGAUUGUGAGAAAACACGUAAUAUGCAAGAUUUUAUUGCCAAACUACUUGACAUGAAAGAAGAUUUGACCAAAGCAGAAAAUAUGGCAGUUGGUAUUAACAAAGAUUGUGCCAUUCUGGAGGCUAACACUCGUUUGGGUGGUGAACAAGUUGAAAUGCUACGUAAGGAAGUUGAGGACUAUGAAAUUGCUUUCAGGCAGUAUCUUGAAUUGGGAAGAUCCACCAUGGAGCAGGUGGAGGAGGUAAAGAAGGUUGCAAAAGUGGGUGCCGCUGUUUGCCUUGUGGGAGGGCUUCUGCUGAUACUGGCAAAGAUCUAGAUUCGAGGAGCUGACAGAUGACUAGGCCAAGCGGGUAUUUGAAGUGGCAGAAUAGUAGUAACAUUCAACUGUUUUCCGCUGUAAUAGUGUGUUCGUGGGAAGGCUUCUGCUGAUGCUAGCAAAGAUCUCGACUAGAGGACCGUGGAGUUUGCCGCUGCUUUUUUUCCCGUAGAACUGAGUAGCCAGAUGACUAUGCUUGAGCUGUUAUUUAGUGUAGUGAAGUUGUAUUUUGACUGUUUUCAUAGUCUU
This is a messenger RNA of Lolium rigidum, 1006 nucleotides long. RefSeq lists its product as uncharacterized. The coding region runs from base 1 to 444 and encodes 147 amino acids. The record is from RefSeq and is a predicted model, not a curated record. NCBI's taxonomy places the organism in Eukaryota, Viridiplantae, Streptophyta, Magnoliopsida, Poales, Poaceae. The transcript is spliced from 4 exons.